This is a messenger RNA of Pogoniulus pusillus (Red-fronted tinkerbird), 3161 nucleotides long. It is a transcript of the gene TSLIG1, whose product is annotated as zinc finger and BTB domain containing 8 opposite strand. Gene Ontology annotation, cellular component: tRNA-splicing ligase complex. The coding region runs from base 42 to 536 and encodes 164 amino acids. NCBI's taxonomy places the organism in Eukaryota, Metazoa, Chordata, Aves, Piciformes, Lybiidae. Gene Ontology annotation, biological process: tRNA splicing, via endonucleolytic cleavage and ligation. The record is from RefSeq and is a predicted model, not a curated record. The transcript has 8 exons.
CAGGAAGUGAGGCAGCGCAGCGCAGCGCCGGCCCCGCAGCCAUGGCAGCCGACGAGAGGGAUUACAACCUGACCGCGGAGCAGAAGGCGAUCAAAGCCAAGUACCCCCCGCUCAAUAAGAAGUACGAGUAUUUGGACCACACAGCAGAUGUGCAGCUCCAUGCUUGGGGAGAUACUUUGGAGGAAGCCUUUGAGCAGUGUGUGAUGGCCAUGUUUGGCUACAUGACUGACACAGAGACUGUGGAACCUGUGGAUACAGUGGAAGUAGAGGCAGAAGGACAUGACAUGUUGUCUCUUCUCUUCCACCUCUUGGAUGAAUGGCUGUAUAAAUUCAGUGCUAAUGAGUUCUUUAUACCCAGGGAGGUGAAAGUGCUUCACAUUGACCGAAUGCAAUUCAAAAUCAGAUCCAUUGGGUGGGGAGAAGAGUUUUCUUUGUCCAAACACCCUCAGGGCACCGAGGUCAAAGCCAUCACUUACUCAGCAAUGCAGAUCUGUGAGGAUGAAAAACCAGAAGUCUUUGUCAUCAUUGAUAUUUAAUGCAAGAAAAGCAUUGUGGAGUGGACACUUGUCAGUGGUUUUCCCUUGUAAUCCCUGUGGAAUUGGCCAGCUCAGGUCAUAAAUUGAAGGGAGUGAUUGCUGGGAGUGCCAGCCUGUGCUUUGACUUGAAGAUGAUGAGACACACAAAUCCCUGUGUGCCAGAAGGGAAUAAAAUGGGGAAAGUUGGGGUUUUGAGGGGGUUGUUAAGAAGAAAGAGAGUUGUAAGGGCUGAAAGUGCCUCAGGAAUGUUAGGAGUCAGCUGUUAAGGCUGCUAGGUGCUGUGUGAACUGAGCAGAGAAAAUGAGUGGAGCUGCUAGCUAAAAUCUUGCCCCUUUUUAGGGUGCCAGGAGAUGAUCUUCUGUGUGGUUUCCUUCCCAGGUUUAAGUGUUGUGACUGUGAGGUGACUUAUGACAUAAAGGCUCCCAAAUAGCUGCUGUGGGUCAGGUUUCAUGUAGAAAACCCUGUUCAAAGCCCACCCGAGGGAGUUUGCCACUUAAAAACCAAACCACCACACCCUGCAGACCACUUAAAAGAGUGAUGCCAGCAGGUGGUGCUGAAUCGUUCUGAACCCAUUUCCACGUGGAGUCCUGAAGCCUGUCACUGUGUCCGUGGAACCCCAGCAGCACCUGCAGAGAGUGGUUUGGGUUGAAAGGGAUCUCCAAAGCUCGUCCACUCCAACCCCCUGCACUCAGCAGGGACAUCCUCUGCUAGAGCAGGUUGCUCACAGCCUUGUCCAGCAUCACCUUGAAGAUCUCCAGGGAUGAGGCCUCAGCUGCCUCCCAGGGCAACCUGCUGCAGUGUUCCAGCAGCCUCCUGCUGCAGAACUUGUUCCUCACAGCCAAUCUCCAUCUGCUCUGCUCUCAUUUCAAACCACUGCCCUCAUCCUGUCCCUGCAGGCCUUUGGGCACAGUCCCUCUGCAGCCUGCUUGUAGCCACCCUCAAGCACUGGCAGCCUGCUCUAAGGUCUCCUCAGAGCCUUAGGUUGGAAGUCACCUUUCAAGGUGAUGUAGUCCAAGCUUCUCAGUGUAGUGAGCAGGAACAUGUUCAGCUAGAGAAGGUUGCUCAGAACCCCCAAACAACCUGAGCUGGAAUGGGAUGGUGAGAGAACAAAAUACUGCACCAGCAACAUGUUGAGGAAGAGGUUUUUGAGCAGGAGCUGAGGUGAGCUCCUUCUCACCCAUCCAGCUGGCCCAGGUGACUCCUGUCGAAGCAGGGAGGUGACUGCUGAGCCUUAGGUUGGAAGACACCUUUCAAGCAGAUCUAAAUGUGCUCUGCUCAUUCUGGCCCUGCAGGCCUUUGCAAACAGUCCCUUUCCUGUAGCACCCUUCAGGUACUGGAAGGUUGCUAUUAGGUCUCCCUACAGCCUUCUCCAGACUGAUCAACCCCAACUGGCACCUAGUGCCAUGGUCUGGUUGCUUGGCUAGGGCUGGGUGCUAGGUUGGACUGGAUGAGCUUGGAGGUCUCUUCCAACUUGGUUGAUUCUAUGAACUGCCUCAGCCUGUCCUGGUAGCAGAGGUGCUCCAGCCCUCCUGAGCAUUUCUGUGGCCUCCUCUGGACCUGCUCCAGCAAGCCCAUGUCCUGUCUGUGUUGGGGGCUCCAGAGCUGGAUGCAGUACUCCAGGUGAGGUCUCACCAGAGCAGCACAAUCCCCUCUCCCCAUCUGCUGGCCACACUCCUUUUGAAGCAGCCCAGGAUGCCAUUAGCACUCUAAGAGGUAGGCAGCUCUCUGCAGGUUCACUCCCAAUGAUGUCUUGCAAAAGCUGAUUCUCUUCCAAAGCAGAUGACUGAGAUCAGCUUCUGUGGCUUCCCGUGGAAAGGGUGACACAGACAAUCCUCUCAUGUCAAAAGGAUUAUAAGCUGAAUCAACCUGAAUCAAAACUGAUCAAAAAUGGGGGUGGUUUUAAAUCACAGGGCAGCAAAUGCACAUUAACCUGCCUUUGCUAUUGCAGUGUGAGAGGGGUGCAGAGAGUGAGGGACAGGAGGUGCUUUUCUUACUGGCAAGUGCCUCACCUCUGGAGGUAGUCUCUCAUCUCUCUUUUGUUGUCAUCUUACCUAGCUAAGCUUUUAUUCCAUACUGUAAAGAUGGAGGGAAAGAAUCCCUCUGAUUUUUCACAGAGAGCUGCAGUGCUGAAAUAAAACCUGAGAAGAAUGAACAGAGUUUGUGUGUGAAUAAUAUGGGGCAGGGGAGGUUGUAACAGUGAGGAACAGCAGCUGUGCUUCAGCCUCUGCCAAGGUGAGCAGACCUUGUUGUAAGUGAGCAUGAUGCUGAGGUGAGUGCUUGAUGGCUUUCACAUGCUGGGUUUUCCUCCCUUCUCAGGGACAGCCCCAGGGUUCCAGCACAGGUCCACUACCCUGUGGAGGAAGAGUGAGAAAGGAACAGCUCCAGGAAAGGAACCUGAACCUCAGCACAACAAACUGCCUGCAGCCUGCUGGAGGGGCAGUGCAAGGAGAUGAGAAGCAAACAAAACCAAAGAGGAUUUCUUUCCUUGAGAGAAACCCAAGCAGGAUGGCAAGGUAAAAUGAAGGACGUGGGAAACAGAAGGCACUUAACAUUUAUCUUGUCUUGAGAUACAAAACCAAGGGAACAACAACUGAAAUUAAGGCAACAGAUGUAAAAAAAAAAACA